This is a messenger RNA of Chilo suppressalis (striped riceborer), 4592 nucleotides long. NCBI's taxonomy places the organism in Eukaryota, Metazoa, Arthropoda, Insecta, Lepidoptera, Crambidae. The record is from the annotation of a GenBank genome assembly.
CCUUUUCAUUUUUUUGUGCUAUCUUUUUCAACAUACCUAAAUCCAACCCUCAUCAUGGCCUUUGGUGUGGUGUAGAGGAGCCAUUACAAAAUGAAUGACAGACAGAAUGAGUUUUUUUUUCGAAAUGGCACUUGGCGAAAGUUUGAGCGCGCAGCUCCCGAAAUCGAUUUUAGCAUACCUAAAGAUUCAUUUCUAGUAAAAACGUAAACAAAAUGCCCGAAACAAUUAUAGAAUGUGUUAUCACUGGCAAAUUAGACAGCGAUUUGUUGCUCAAAUGGUUAAAAAACGAAAAUUUGGAGGACACGCCUGAAGACUGUGUACUAUACUGUUGUAGCCGAAAUGAGUUUGUGGCAUACUUUUUGUCAUAUUUGAGGGUUCAAACGAGUAGCAUCCUCCAAACCAAUAACAGCACACUACCACCGUUACACCAAACCCCAGAAAAGGUUCACAACGCUCGUCGCAAACAUAGACGGUCCAUCAGCGACCCGACAAGCGAGGACCGAAAGGAUUCUCUAUCUGUCAAAUCCCAAUCGCAACGUAGUCAUGAAUCCCCGAGCAAAGACCGCAAGAAAACCGGCCGCAGGGUCAAAACUAAACUCUUUCCGGAGGAUAAGAACUUGUCCGUGUCAUCAGAUGAAUCCAGACUGAGUUUGGGCAUGGAGAGAGUGGCCUUAUCGAGCACGCCACUGAAGAACGGACUCAAACUAUCGGAUUACCCGAAUCUCGCUAGUCCGGUCACACCAAAAAGUUUCAGAGACCACGAAAGGUGCGACACUCCGAGACUCAGUCACAGCCACAGACACAGAUCGCACGAAAAGAGUUGCUUAGGAGACUACAUGGUCAACGUACAGAAGAGUUCUAAAAAGAAGAAAACCUUUAAAAACGCUUCAGAUGAUAGUGAAACUAAAAUCGAAUUAGAUUUGAGCAAUUCGGACAUAUUUCCUGAAAUUGGCGCUAGGAAAUCCAGCUCGCUGAGGUCGGAGAAGAGAAGGAUUAAACCGACGAAUAUAGACAAGAGCACGUCGCGAAAGAGUUUGUCUUUGAAUAGUUUCAACUCCGAUUGCUUCCAACAGCCGUCGCCGCUGGCACUUGAGGAUAAUGCCGCUUUUAAACAGCAAAGCGUGCAACCCAAAGAGUCCUCCAAUACUUUUGAAGCGGAACGGAGCAUGCUGAAACUGGAAAGGCACAAAUUAAUGGAGAAAUUCAACAUUUUAAACACCACCACGUCUCCUAAACCUCUGACGCCCACAAUAAAAAUCUCGCAGAAGGAUUCCUUUGAGAAAUCACAGAGUUUCAUCAAACCCGAUGUCACUAAAAUAGUUCUUAAAGAGAAGCUAGAGUUUUUGAUAGAAAUAUACGAUGCUUUAAUAAACACCAACUUGAUAUUGAGUGUGAAUACAGAGAUAUACUUUUUGAUAACCAUUUUGCUAUCCAUGCAACAAGAGGAGGAUUUUAAAGAGAUAGAAUCGCAGUUGAGCAGUGAAAACUUGCAUUUCUUGUUGAAAAGCAUACAUAAUUGCACGUAUUUCGCUGUGAAAGCCUUGUGGAAUUUGAGGAAUGUGCUAGAAGUGAUAUUGGACAAGAAUUCUUUGAAGAUUUUAGGGGAGAAUAAAAAGGUUAGGUCUUUCUGUCCAGAUUUGGCCAAGUUUUUGUUGAAUUCGUACGGUUUGAAAUGCGAGUUGGAGAACAAUCAGGACAAGAAGAGCACCAGCGCUGGUAGGUGUUCCAACGUGGUGAUCUGCUUCAACCAUGAAACUGAUAAUGUGGACAACUUCCCUUCGGUGCUGAGUUUCCAGAACUUCAAGAAGCAGAGGGACAUGUUCUAUGAAAUAUUGAGAUGGUACCAAGAGUCCCAAUCUACAGGGUGUUCUCGCACUACCUUCAGAGCAAGAAUAAAGACGCUAUUGUCUUGUGGUGUAUCACCGGCUAAUUAUGUACAUCUAGCCGCAUUGUUCAUGCAGCAUAUGGUGGCGGAGUGCCUUCCAGCUAAUUUACAGGAAUCAAAAUUGAGUAAGCUACAGCGUAGGCUCACGUGCCCAAACUCGACGGAAUCUCACCGACUCCCAAUCUUUUCGGACAAAGAGACCUUUUACAAGGAGUUCAUAAUGUACACAGAGAACGAACCAUUCAGAAUACACCUGAGGGAUGCGCUUUGUUCAGAGAUCACUAUAUUGGACUCUACCCCCAUAGCCACAGAGGACAGGGGAAGUUCGAAUAAUUCGGAUAUCAGUAAAGAGUAUCACAGCGUAGCUAAGAAACUGGGUCUUUUAUCCAAAUUCCUUGGUUUUCUAACUUCGUUGCCUUACACGCACAUUCCUGAGCCGAGCUCCAAGAACAUAGUUGUGCCGCGAGAGGUCGCCACUCAUUAUAUGCCGCCUAAGGAGAAGGUUCUGGAAAACAACAUCGCUUUGAGGGAUAAUAUUCAACCAUCAAUCGACUUGAAAGGCAUACUUUUGAGCGCUUACGAGAAUUCCCGCCUAAUCAUCACAGUACCAUGGAUAGUUCACUACCUAUCCAUGUUGGACUACGCUUCACUAAGAACCAAAUACUACAAAGAACUACUGAAGACUCUGCAUCACAUAUACAUUCACCGUUUAAAAGUGUCCCAAAGCAAUUACAAGAAGAAUACAGUGAUAUUUCUGAAAAGUGUUUUAGGGUGGCUAUUCGAUCUGCCACAUUACCCGCAAGAAAUAAUCUGUGAUAGUGUCAGUGUUGCAAGUGAAGUGAAUUUGGACUGUUACGAUGUGAUUGAUGAAGUGAUUUUGUUCGAUUUAUGCCCUUAUUUGAGGGAUUUGAAUGUGUUACUGUCUACGUGUAAAGUCAGUAGCGAACAGAAGGAUAUGGGCAGCUUCAGGCAUAUAACUCCAGUUAGUUUGAGCUUGAAUACGGAAGAUCGGUUGAAGAAUAAGGAGAGAGAGUUGCAGGCCCGUCUGGAAGAAGAAAUGCUCAAAAGUCAGCCAUCAUCGACCCGUAGAGUAGUAGAAAUGGUUACGGAACGAGUCGCAGCGGCCACAGUACGAGAGUUGACGGUUACUCUCGGCACAGCCAGAGAUGAGGCGCGGGUUAAAGCCGCGGGGCUAGUUAGAGAACGGGGGCAUUUGGGACACACUGUGCUACUCCAAUCCCUACAAUCUCUAUACAAUGAGCAAUUGCAACACUUGCGCUCGACCGCUAUCGACACUUGUAAGACUACAAUGAGUCGUCGGAUCGGGUCAGCGCUGCAAGCGCUGCUGCCGUCGGCGCCGGCGCCGCUGCACGCGCUGGCGCUCAACCACUGCGCGAGGCGACUCGCGAGAUGGGUGGCCGACCACUGGACUAGCUCUGCUGUCUUAUGCAAGGACAUUGAAGCCGAAAUGAAGAAUCUCCUAGCUAUAGGCGAGGCUUGUCUGUCACCGAAGCCAGUGUUGUGCAUAGAAGCUGUUACAGCACCGCAGCAAGAAUUCGACGCGAAUAAUAUUAGUCCGACGAGUUGUAUCAUCAAUUUGAAGGAACAGAUAUGCCAACUCCUGGAUGAUGAAGAGCCGUCAGAUCUGAUGACCACACUGACUUCAUGUGCUCUGUGUUGUUCUCCAAAUAAUGUGUUCGGGAGACCACCGACUCAACGAGCUAUAUUGCAGUUGAGUGUAGACUUGUGCAUUGUGUAUGUGAGCAGAAAACCUCAAGAAGCAAAUGAGGAAUUCCUCAACGCUCUCCACAUAAUAUGGAAUACUUGCUGUCCAGACCGGAAACGGAACGAGCCCGAAGAGUUAUCUCUCCCUGAACGGAGAGCGGAACUCUCACCUGAGUUCAGAAACUUCGAAGAAGACGAUGACCGGGCUCAAACACCAAUAUCAGACGAUGAAAAUGGUGCUUGCAAAAUAGUGAAUAUAAAGAUAAUCAGUGAUUUUAAAGUGGUCAAUGACAAAAGUGUUAAUGACAGUGCAAUUAGUGAUAGAAACAUUACUAAUGUCGAAGAACAUAGCGAUGAAAACUUAGAAUUCUUUAACCGAGUGCUGUGUCCGAGGAAUAUUGUGUUGCUUAGUUCAUCUAAGUGUAAACAAAGUGAUGUAUGGGAGUCUCUAGCUACUGUCCUGGUAUUUUUAUUGAAAAAUGAUUAUUUGAGCGAAGAUUCGCUCACCGAGCAAUGCUUAGCGGUCUACAGACAGGAUUGGCCACAGAACAUUCUAGAAAACCUGUCGAAUUGCAUGAAAUCCGUGUCAUCACGAUGGUCUCGAUCGUCUACCGGUAAGUUUACGUUGUUUUUGGACUUCCUGGCAGAAUACUGCGGCGAUAUGGACUAUGAGCCGAUGGAUUGAAGUUUCGCGUUCGGAUUGAAUCUCCGCGUUUGGAUUGAAUCGCCAAUUUCUCAUUUAAGUGCUAUUUUUGAUCGAAGUGCUGCUUUUGGAUUGAAGCUAUGUAGUUGGAUCGAAGCGUUGCAUAUGGAUUGAAGCACCACACUCGUAUUAAACAUAGUACUAAAUUUGGAUUAAAACAUUAAAUUGGAUAGAAGCGCUACAUUUUCAAAAGAAAUCAUGUAGUUGGAUCGAAGCACUGCAUGUGGAUUGAAAGACUACAUUCGUAUCGUCUUAUGAAACUUGGAUUGAAGUGCUAAA